AUGGCUUCAAACGAGUUUACCGAACAUUAUGUAAAGCUUUACAUUGGAUGCUUGAUGGACCUUUUUGCUGAAGGUCCGCUUCCACAUGAGAUCAACCAUUUUUGUACAAUAAUUAAUCGCUUGUUCCAAUAUCGCCCCAUCCAAACGAUAAUGAGAAUAGGACCCGAUCUCAGAAAACGUUUUUUGUUAUAUCUUUCGCAAUAUAUCCAACACCUAAGCAAACAGGCCAUGCACAAAGCUAUAGGUGGAGGAGAGCAUGAUGACCAUCAUUCACUAGCCUUAUUGUAUGAUUCGUGGACGUUGCUGUUGAGGGGUAGGUGGAGGUUGGAGCUGUCACAAGAAGAGGAAACGAUGAUUGACACCGAACUAAUCAAUGGACCAAAUUUGCAAAUAGUCAGGUGUUUCGUAGAAUGUGUUCAAGCUCCGCCCCUCGGUUGCCGCCCACCAACGGUUGCAGAAAAUGAUGAUGAGGACGACGAUGAUAGAGUGCUUUUCAAUGAUUUGCUUACACCUCUAGGGACUAUGGCCUGUUAUUCAGUACGUGAUUUUAUGGAUAUGAUGAUACACCUUCUGCGUGAGCGUAUAGCUGAAUUCCAAAGAAUGGCUUCUGGAUCAGCAGAUUUGGCUCGUUUGCCACUUUGGCAAGAAGAUAUGCAUUGGCUUUUAUUGAUAGUUUCAAAUUCAAUAGUUAGCGAAGAUAUUGAUGGAAGCUGCAGGACAGAAGGAGACGUUUUUGAGAGUUCCGUGGCGUUAGUGAACGAAAGAGGAAAAGUUUUCAGCAUCGAUGAUAGCGAUGCAUUCCUCAGUCGUUGCAUUGAAGAUCCAUCGACAGAUAGAGCCCAAGCUGAUGAUCGUGUUGACCCAUAUUUAAGAUUAAUUGGGGAGGUUCUAGCGUGGGCUUCUCUUGAGCACCAUUUGGUCUCUGAGGCAGUUGCUAACUUUGUCAGUCCAGAGCUAACACGGUCAAUCUUCUCUUCUAUGCCUCAAGAGGUUAAUAAGCGCGGCAAGCUGUAUAGCUGA
Molecule: messenger RNA, 1020 nt
Organism: Strongylus vulgaris
Lineage: Eukaryota; Metazoa; Nematoda; Chromadorea; Rhabditida; Strongylidae
Source: the annotation of a GenBank genome assembly